AUGUCACAGGCUACUCCAGCAGAUAGCAAGACCGGCAACACCGGGUUCUGGAAGGAGCUCGAGUCUUGGAAGACGCCCGAGGCUAAAGAAGUCGGUCCUCCUGUCGAGGUUGGAUCCAAAGCCCCUUGGAUGGCCGAGCUUCGCCUUCCAGAUGGAAAACCCACUCUAGUCGUCUUCCUCCGUCACUGCGGAUGUCCUUUCGCCGAAAAAACCUUCAAGUCCCUCGCGGCCCUCUCAGAAGAACACCACCAAGUCCACUGCAUCGCCGUAUCCCACUCCUCAGCGGAAGCCACAGAUCACUGGCUGCCCCAGGUCGGCGGCAGCUGGGACGUGGACAUGGUGAUUGACGAGGGCCGCGACAUUUACGCCAAAUGGGGCCUCGGAAUCUCCUCUACAUGGCACGCCGUGAACCCCGUCACGCUGUGGUCCGUAUUCAGCCUCGGGAAGAACGAGGGCAUCUGGAACCGGCCGACUGAGAGCGGCUCGCGGUGGCAGACUAGUGGCGCUUUUGCUGUGGACCGUGAUGGCACUAUCCGAUGGGCUCAUGUUUCUCGAACAGCGGAUGACGUUCCAGAUCUUCAGGCUGCGGCCACUGCCCUUGGAUUUCCACCUACAGCCGCCAAGAAGUCAUCCCACUGA
Fusarium vanettenii 77-13-4 is the source of this 639-nucleotide messenger RNA. RefSeq lists its product as uncharacterized. NCBI's taxonomy places the organism in Eukaryota, Fungi, Ascomycota, Sordariomycetes, Hypocreales, Nectriaceae. Bases 1 to 639 code for a protein of 212 amino acids. The transcript has 2 exons. The record is from RefSeq and is a predicted model, not a curated record.